This is a messenger RNA of Arachis duranensis, 2541 nucleotides long. RefSeq lists its product as uncharacterized. The record is from RefSeq and is a predicted model, not a curated record. NCBI's taxonomy places the organism in Eukaryota, Viridiplantae, Streptophyta, Magnoliopsida, Fabales, Fabaceae.
UAUCUCUUUUAGAGUCCAGAGCAGACACCAGAGCUAAGAAGUUGAAAGUUUGAGCUGAGGAAGAAGACGACGAAGGAAGUGAAACAUUCAGAGAGAGAGAGAGAGUGUGGGUGUGAUUGAUCCACUCACACACACGCUGUCAUGAGGAAGCGGGAUUUGGCCAUUCUCAUGCUCUCCGCAUUCGCCAUUUUCUUCUCCCUUCAGCGAUGAAUACCCAAUCAAAUACGAAGCCGAACGCCUUCCGCCACCUUUGGUUGCUGAUCUCAAUGGGGAUGGCAAGAAAGAAGUUCUCGUUGCUACCCAUGAUGCUAAAAUUCAGGUUUUGGAGCCCCAUAGUAGGCGGGUCGACGAAGGAUUUAGUGAGGCACGUGUGUUGGCCGAGGUGUCUCUGUUACCCGACAAGAUUCGUGUUACGUCUGGGAGACGCCCUGUUGCUAUGGCCACCGGCUAUAUUGAUCGUUACAAAAUGGGGCAACGGCAGAAACAGGUUUUGGUUGUAGUAACUUCCGGUUGGUCCAUAAUGUGCUUUGAUUCCAACCUCCAAAAGUUGUGGGAAAAUAAUUUACAGGAGGAUUUUCCCCAUAAUGCUCACCAUAGGGAAGUAGCAAUCUCUAUAAGCAAUUAUACUUUGAAGCAUGGAGAUACAGGAUUGGUCAUUGUUGGUGGGAGGAUGGAAAUGCAGCCAUAUGUUUUUAUGGAUCCUUUUGAAGAACUGGGAAUGGGAGCUAGAUUUUCUGAGCAGCAGAGAAGAAGUGCUACUGAAAAGGAGGCUUCUGACAACUCUGGAACUGUUGAUUUACGCCAUUUUGCAUUUUAUGCAUUUGCUGGUAGAUCUGGCACAGAACGAUGGAGGAGAAAAAAUGAGAACAUUGAAGCACAGUCUUCAGAUGCUUCACAGUUACUUCCACAGCAUAACUACAAGCUUGAUGUUCACGCUAUGAAUAGUCGUCAACCUGGAGAGUUUGAAUGCAGGGAAUUCAGAGAAUCAAUCCUGGGAGUUAUGCCACAUCAUUGGGAUAGGAGGGAAGAUACUUUGUUGAAGUUGGCACACUUCAGGCGGCACAAGAGGAAAACAUUGAAGAGAACACCUGGAAAGAGUACGAAUUACCCUUUCCACAAGCCUGAGGAAAAUCAUCCUCCAGGGAAGGACUCAACCAAAAAAAUUUCCAACAUAAUUGGGAAAGCUGCAAAUUAUGCUGGUUCAGCAAAAUCUAAGAAGCAUCUACCUUUCGUUCCAACAAUAACCAACUACACUCAGGUUUGGUGGGUUCCUAAUGUGGUGGUGGCUCAUCAGAAGGAAGGGAUAGAAGCUAUUCAUCUGGCAUCUGGUCGAACAAUAUGCAGGCUUCAUCUUCAGGAAGGUGGUCUACAUGCUGAUAUUAAUGGUGACGGAGUUCUAGAUCAUGUCCAGGCUGUUGGAGGAAAUGGUGCUGAGCAGACUGUAGUUAGUGGGUCAAUGGAAGUGCUUCGACCUUGUUGGGCUGUUGCCACAUCAGGUGUACCAAUAAGGGAGCAACUGUUCAAUGUAUCUAUUUGUCAUUAUAACCAUUUUAAUUUAUUCCAACAUGGAGAUCUUUAUAGAAGCUUCGCUCGAAGUCCAGAUAUUGCUUCUUUAGAGGUAGCAACGCCUAUUCUCAUUCCUAGAAAUGAUGGCCACAGGCAUCGGAAAGGAAGCCAUGGUGAUGUUGUCUUUUUGACAAACCGGGGCGAGAUUACAUCAUACUCCCCUGGUUUGCAUGGUCAUGAUGCUAUUUGGCAAUGGCAACAAUCGACUGGAGUUUCAUGGUCAAAUAUGCCUUCUCCAUCAGGGAUGAUGGAAGGUGGUCAAGUGGUUCCCACACUGAAACCUCUCUCCUUGCGAUCACAUGAUAAUCAGGAAAUGAUCCUUGCAGCUGGUGAACAAGAAGCUGUUGUAAUAUCACCCGGAGGUAGUAUAUUGGCUACAAUCGAAUUACCUGCUCCGCCAACUCACGUAUUGAUCUCUGAGGACUUCUCAAAUGAUGGGCUCACUGAUCUCAUUCUUGUAACCUCGAGCGGAGUUUAUGGCUUUGUCCAGACCCGUCAACCCGGUGCUCUCUUCUUCAGCAUGUUGGUUGGUUGUCUAAUAGUUGUAAUGGGAGUCAUAUUUGUCACCCAGCACUUGAAUUCAAUCAAGGGAAAGCCUCGUCCUUCAUCUGGUCCUCGGUGAAAGCCAGGAAUUGCAGGCACUUCAGAACCAACAGAAAAAAUUGUGGAGGUGUAUAGAAUGCAACCACUAGUGCGUCAAGAGUAUUCAAAAAGCAUGGAGUUUAACGUAAGAUUUUGGGAAGGUGCUUAACAGUGUGGCCAUUGAUUGUAACAGUUUGAUAGAAGUGGACAAGAUAGCAAUGCAUGUAGGAAUUUUGAUGUUAUAAUGUUGUUAUUAUGAGGGAACUAUACUAUGUUGGCUUCACUGACCCGAGUUCAUGUGAUUGCGGUCACCAAUUCACCAUACAUAGAUAAUUUACAAACUGAGACUGUACCUAUAUAUUUCAGAGUAAGUUGAUUCACACUAGAAACUUA